AUGGGCCAACAAUUCAGCCAGUUCUUCCCCCCAGCCCCCGCCUUCACGGAGACCUCCCUCCCCAACCUCAGCGGGAAAGUCUACAUCGUCACAGGCGCGUCAGCGGGUAUAGGAAAAGAGCUCUCGCGCCUCCUCUACACGCACAACGCGACGGUCUAUCUUGCCGGGCGGUCCGCUGAGAAAACGCACGCAGCGAUAUCCUGGAUCAAAGAAGCAUGCCCCGAAUCCAAGGGAAACUUACAAUACCUGCAUCUGGAUCUCGACGAUCUAUCCGGUAUCAAAGCCUCCGCCGAGUCGUUUCUCGCAAAAGAAUCGCGAUUGGAUGUUCUGUUUAACAACGCAGGCGUCAUGGUGCCCCCGGCUGGAAGCACAACGAAACAAGGCUAUGAGCUGCAACUCGGCACGAAUUGCGUAGCGCCCUUCCUCUUCACCAAGCUACUCACGCCGGUAUUGCUGGAAACAGCGAAGAAAGAGGCAAAAGGUAGUGUUAGGGUGAUUUGGGUGAGUUCAAUUGCGUCGCAGAUGAGCGCACCACCCGGCGGAGUGGAUAUGAGCAAUCUGGAGUAUACCAAGAAUGUGAAUAAUUGGACAAAGUAUGGUAUGAGUAAAGGCGGGAACGUAUUCCACGCCUUGGAGUAUCAGAGGAAGUAUGGCGGCGAGGGGAUUGUUAGUCUGGCGCUUAACCCGGGAAACCUCAAGUCGGAGCUUGCACGCAACAUGAACCCGUUGUUUGCUGGUCUCGCACCUGAGGCUGCGAAGCUCAAAGAGGGCGAGUGGGUUAUUCCAUGGGGAAGGGUUGGGACGCUGAAGAAGGAGUAUUGGUCUGAGGCGGGAAACAAGACGGCGAGGGCGUUUUGGGAGUGGAGUGAGAAGCAGGUGGAGCAGUAUGCUUGA
This is a messenger RNA of Alternaria ventricosa, 894 nucleotides long. RefSeq lists its product as uncharacterized. The transcript has 3 exons. NCBI's taxonomy places the organism in Eukaryota, Fungi, Ascomycota, Dothideomycetes, Pleosporales, Pleosporaceae. The coding region runs from base 1 to 894 and encodes 297 amino acids. The record is from RefSeq and is a predicted model, not a curated record.